GUACAGACGACCACGGUGGUAACGUGACUUUAGUUUUACCCUGAGAUUCACAUACCCUACAGUGACUUUAUAGAGACAGUGUGGUCAUAUGGUGGUGUUAUUUUCUAUUGGUAGUUGGGAGACCCGCCAUGUUUUGGCCAAAUACACCGGAUUGGUAGACAUUAACCUGGAAAUUAUCUUGCGGGACACAUGACAGCAUUAUUAAAACCAUAGCAAAAUCUACUAAUUUGGUUAAACCAAUCGGCUCAAUUAUAAAUUGGAGAAGACAUGGUCGACAUGGUGCAUUAUGGCCACACUGUCUUUAUACAGUCGCUGUAACAUACUACUACAGUACCCCCCUGUCCGUGACUACCCAUUUUGUAUGGAAACUUAGGACGAAUAGCAGUCUAUGUGCUGUCUGGUGCACUGACAUAAUCAUAUGACAAGUCAGACACCUGUCAAUCUGUGACUUUGACGAGUAAAACACAAGCUAGUAUGCCAAUAUGGAUGGUCAAAACCUUCGAAAUGUACCUCAACCUCCACCCUUACCGAAUGUCCAACAACAAUCGAACCAACAGGAGCAAGUACUUCAUCAGCAACCACUUACCUACAGACAAUUAUCGCAACACAGAUUUGGUCGACGUAUGAGCGAUAUCAUUUCUAGACCCAUCUCACGUGGAUACCGCAGACUAUCUGAAGACAUCACAAAUCUGGUUCCGAGACCGAGCAUUCUGCUACCCACCCUUAAGGAUUCUGAAAAGAAAUUUUUCGAUAUGGUAGCAUACGGUGACGUCGUUGUUGUACAAAAAUAUCUAGAAGAGAAUCCAGAUUUUGAAAUCAACUGUACGAAUUUCCAAGGUAUAUCCGCCCUUCACGUCGCAGUGCAAACCAACAACGAGCCUAUGGUGGAACUUUUACUGUCACAGAAAAAGAUUGAUAUCGGGGACUGUCUCUUGUACGCCAUUAGGGAGAAUCAUUUGAAAAUUGUUGAACUAAUACUUGAAAAAUUAAGCCAAACCAUGCAUGGUUUAGAGUACAUGGGGGUCACUCACAGUUCGGACUUUCCCGAUCACGUUACACCUUUAAUUUUAGCUUGCCAGUGCGGACACUACGAGAUUAUCAAACUGCUGGUUAACAGGGGGCACCAGAUCAGUAAGCCUCAUUCUCCGGAUUGUUUAUGUGGCGAAUGCAAGAUGAGAUACGAAAGUGAUGACCUUUUGCAUGCCGAAACGUAUCGAUUGAACUUGUAUAGGGCUGUCACGAACCCCGCUUACAUAUGCCAUUCGUCAGCUGAUCCGAUUUUAACAGCAUUUCAGUUGUCUUACGAGCUCAGGCGGUGCGCUAAACUUGUGAUUGAGUUUCGUGCAGCCUACGAUGAGUUGGCCGAGGAUGUCAGUAUGUUUGCUGUUGAUCUUAUAGGAUGCUGUAGAAGUACCGAAGAAAUGGAGCUAAUACUUCGGCAAAGAAACGGAAUGGUUUACGCUGGUCAAUACUGCUUUCCGCGUCUUGUAUUGGCGAUAGAUUACAAACAGAAGGCGUUUGUUGCGCACUCAAACGUGCAGCAGAUCUUAGAAACCGUGUGGCAUGGUGAUUGGUACGAAUGGAGAUUAAAGCCAUGGAUCGUACGGCUAGGAUAUCCAUUUUAUAGAUUGGUAAUGUUGCCAGUGAUUAGUUUUAUGAGCUUGGUGGCCCCACGUAAUUCAAUGGUUGCGCAUUGGAGUAUUCCCCUCAACAAAAUGAUCAGUCACAAUGCCUCGUUUAUUUUAUUUUUAAUUCUAAUAUUCUUCGAGUCGAACUUGGACAAGUCCGCCCAGAAGAGGGCUCCGCCAAAUUCCGGUUUAGAACCGGUUAUUAUUGCUUACGUUGUCGGAUACAUUUGGAGCAGUUUUAGAUUGAUGGCACUCGAAGGACCUUGGCGCCAUUUUAAACAACUGUGGAAUUGUCACAACUUAAUCAUGUACUUCCUCUUCGUCUGCACUUUCAUGCUUUGGCUUGCCUCGUUCCUCGAUCAGAAAGCAAACGACCAAGCGGAUUUGGAGAGAAAAUAUUGGCACGAGCUGGACCCAGUGCUGUUAUCCGAAGGGACAUUCGCCAUUGCCACCAUAAUGGCGUACUUUAAGCUUUUGUAUUUGUGCAGAUUGAACUACUACAUGGGACCCUUGCAGAUUUCAUUGGGAAAAAUGAGCGCGGACAUUGCCAAGUAUAUUGGAAUGUUUACAAUCGUAAUCAUAGCGUUCACUGUUGGAUUGUGCAACUUUUAUCAGUAUUAUGCGGGAAUGGUCCAAACUGACGAAAGUUCUGGUUUAAAGACAGCACAGCAGGCAUCAUUUGUCGACUUUCGUUCAACACUAAAGACGCUAUUUUGGGCGUUAUUUUGCAUGUCUGAUAUAACAUCGGCCGAUGUCAUUAUUGAGAACUUGCCAGGAGAAACCGAAGGGACGACAAUAACAAACACGCAUACAUUCACAGAGGCCGUUGGAUACAUAGCUUUCGCACUGUUCGAAGUGCUCACAGUCAUAAUUCUGUUAAACAUGCUAAUUGCUACAAUGUCGAACACUUUCCAACGUGUCAACGAUAACACGGACGUAGAAUGGAGUUUUGGCAGAACGGAAUUCUACUUGGAAUACAUUCUUCAAACCACUCUUCCAUCCCCGUUGAACUUAAUUCCGACUGCAGAUGGACUCCUAGGCGUUGUAGAUUGGUUACAAGCACUUGCCAAAAGUCAACCGGGAAAAUCGGCCCGCUUCACAUUGGGACAUUGUUGCUACCUUGAGAAUGAAUUGGACGAUCAAAGCACACGAGGAUUCCCGCUGCUAAUGACUCAGUUAGUUCAAAGGUACUUUAGGCAGAAGGACGAGACAGCCGAUAAUUCCAACGUAGACCUGGAAAGUAUAAAGCAAGAAAUCAGCGAAAUUAGACAAAUGCUUACAGAUUAUUUUGAUCGUAAUUAUAAAUAG
Photinus pyralis (common eastern firefly) is the source of this 2936-nucleotide messenger RNA. RefSeq names its product short transient receptor potential channel 4-like. Gene Ontology annotation, cellular component: cation channel complex; membrane. Lineage: Eukaryota; Metazoa; Arthropoda; Insecta; Coleoptera; Lampyridae. The transcript has a single exon. Gene Ontology annotation, molecular function: store-operated calcium channel activity; protein binding; inositol 1,4,5 trisphosphate binding. Gene Ontology annotation, biological process: regulation of cytosolic calcium ion concentration; calcium ion transmembrane transport; manganese ion transport. The record is from RefSeq and is a predicted model, not a curated record. The coding region runs from base 483 to 2936 and encodes 817 amino acids.